AUGUCAAACAUUCAGAAGGUCGAAUAUGAGGCACUCACUGUCUCCGGAGAUAACUACCUCAAAUGGGCCCUUGACACCAAGAUCUACCUCAACUCAAAAAGUCUAGGUGAAUGCAUCCAAGAUCCCAACACCGCGACUCAAACAGAACGGUACUCGGCGAUAUUUAUUAUCCGCCAUCACCUCGCUGAGUCUCUCAAGCAACAAUACCUCACUCUUGAGGAUCCACUCGAACUUUGGGUGGCACUGAAAAAGCGAUAUGACCAUCAGAAAACGGUCAUACUGCCCCAAGCCAAGUUCGACUGGAAGAACCUACGGUUCGAAGAUUUCAAAUCCGUCGAAGAAUUCAAUUCCGAACUCUUUCGGAUAGUUGCACUCAUAAGACUAUGUGGCGAGGAGGUCACUGAUAAAGAUAUGCUAGAGAAAACAUUCUCUACUUUUGGCACUCCCAAUAUUAACAAUCAGCUUCUGUUGAGGAACAGUGCCAUGCGGCCUCCAGGAUCAGCCCCAUUGCCAGAAGGAACCAGAAAAUAG
This is a messenger RNA of Eutrema salsugineum, 531 nucleotides long. RefSeq lists its product as uncharacterized. Lineage: Eukaryota; Viridiplantae; Streptophyta; Magnoliopsida; Brassicales; Brassicaceae. The record is from RefSeq and is a predicted model, not a curated record. The transcript is spliced from 2 exons. Bases 1 to 531 code for a protein of 176 amino acids.